Jatropha curcas is the source of this 3000-nucleotide messenger RNA. NCBI's taxonomy places the organism in Eukaryota, Viridiplantae, Streptophyta, Magnoliopsida, Malpighiales, Euphorbiaceae. The record is from RefSeq and is a predicted model, not a curated record.
AACAGAUAAAACUAGUCUGUCACCAAUUCCAAACUUAAACUUGGACGAAAAUCCAUUGUUAGAUUCAUUUUUCCGUUCUCACACAUCAAAUUUUGUUCGAAAAAGAACUCGACAGAACUCACUCUCUCCCUCUUUUCUCUGUUAAAACGUCAAAAGACCCGCCUUUCUCAUAAUCUCUAUUUCUUUGUCGUCGAGACCAACCUUGGAUCUUCCUCUGAUCCCCAAAACCCUGAUUUGUAGUUCGUUUUAAAUCUGUCCAAAACCCUAAUCACAGUUCUACCAGAUCCAAUUACCCAUUCAUUGAUCGAUCCAAUCCGCUCUGAUCCUGUUGAUCCUGUUCAAUGGAUAGUUUUGAAUGAACAAUUUUUCUUCCUAUAAUUGUUGAGAUAAAAAGUUGAGAGAUUUUACGUUGGUUUGGAUAAUUGAACAUGGCAGCUUCUGUGCCUCCAGGGGCACCUAGGCAACAAACACCCCCGCCUAAUUAUAACCCUAAUUAUCAGCAGAAUCCCAAUGCAUUAUCUGAUAAUUUGCAGAAUCUGAACCUCAACCGGCCUCCCUCGAUGCCCAAUUCAGCUCCUAGGCCGUUACCAUUUGGUCAACCACCAUCAUUUCCUUCCUCCGCCCCUGCGCCAUCAUUCUCCCGCCCAGGCCCACCACCUCCUGGUGCAGCUCCUAGACCCUCGGUGCCUCCCUCAGGGUCCCCACCACCUACAUUACCCUCAAACGUAGGUCUAGGUAGACCCACUGUGCCACCUUUUAGCCAGCCUUCACCUUUUGGUUCCAGACCACCUCCUGGGUCAUUUGGCCUUUCUUCUGGGGUACCAUCUCAAGCAUCACUGGCACCAUCUCUGGGUGCUCGUCCAAGUCCUACUGCAUCUUCUGCUGCACCAUUGUCUGUGCCCCUCUCAAGUCCAUCAGGUGGUUUAGUCAGUAACGGGCCAGCUGCACCACCUUUCAAUGCCGGACCAAGGUUUCCUCUAGCCAGCAGUUCACCACAGCAACCACCAAUGGGCCCUCCACCAACCAUGGGGGUAGCUCGGGCACCUUCCCUGGUGCCAAGCCUGCGCCCCUUGACGGGAAGUUCUGGGAUCGGUGCUCAACAGGUACCUCCAUUUUCAGCACCACCUCAAGGGACGCCAUUAUCUUCAGCACCACUUCAAGGGACUCCAUUUUCAGCACCACUUCAAGGGACUCCAUUUUCAGCACCACCUCAAGUUGCUCCAUUCUCUGCACCACCUCAAGGGGUAGCACCGCCAAUGGGUUUUCCUUAUGGACAACAGACUCAAGCACAGUCAGUGGCUCCGCCUCCACAAAUUCCUGGUUCACAACCUCCUAGAAUGUAUGGAAUGCCACCGCCACUACCAAAUCAAAUGACUGCUAUAUCGCCAGUUGUUGGACAAACGGGAGGUUCUUUGGCAGGAUCAUCAAAAAUCGAUCCCAAUCAAAUUCCACGGCCCAUUCCAGGUUCUGCUGUGCUUCUGCAUGACACUCGUCAAGGCAAUCAAGCUAACCCGCCUCCGCCUGCUACUAGUGAUUACAUUGUUAGAGACACAGGGAAUUGCAGUCCGCGCUACAUGAGGUGCACAAUCAAUCAGAUUCCAUGCACUGUUGAUCUUUUGACAACAUCCGGCAUGCAGCUGGCUUUGUUGGUUCAACCUUUGGCUCUUCCUCACCCAUCUGAGGAGCCCAUCCAGCUGGUGGAUUUUGGAGAAAGUGGUCCUGUCCGUUGUUCGCGUUGCAAGGGUUAUAUAAAUCCUUUCAUGAAAUUCAUUGAUCAAGGAAGGCGGUUUAUCUGUAACUUGUGUGGAUUUACGGAUGAGACACCCCGUGAUUACCACUGCAAUCUGGGACCAGAUGGUAGGCGCAGAGAUGCUGAUGAAAGGCCUGAGCUAUGCAGGGGAACAGUUGAAUUUGUUGCCACAAAAGAAUAUAUGGUGCGUGAUCCCAUGCCAGCUGUGUAUUUCUUCCUUAUUGAUGUUUCCAUGAAUGCCAUACAAACUGGUGCAACUGCUGCAGCUUGUAGUUCAAUCAAUCAAGUUAUUGCUGAUCUUCCAGAAGGACCUAGGACAAUGGUGGGAGUUGCAACAUUCGAUUCUACAAUCCAUUUUUACAAUUUGAAACGCGCAUUACAGCAGCCAUUGAUGCUUAUCGUUCCUGAUAUACAAGAUGUUUACACUCCUCUGCAAACUGAUGUUAUUGUUCCACUUUCUGAGUGCCGACAACAUUUAGAGCUAUUACUGGAAAGCAUUCCGAGCAUGUUUCAGAAUAGUAGAACAGCUGAAUCAGCCUUUGGUGCUGCAAUCAAGGCAGUUUUCUUGGCAAUGAAGAGCAUUGGAGGAAAACUUUUGGUAUUUCAAUCAGUGUUGCCGUCGGUUGGCAUCAGUGCUCUUUCUGCCAGAGAGGCUGAGGGAAGGAGUAACGUGUCUGCUGGGGAGAAGGAGGCCCACAAAUUACUUCAACCAGCAGACAAAACGUUGAAAGAAAUGGCAAUUGAAUUUGCCGAGUAUCAGGUCUGCGUUGAUGUAUUUAUCACUACCCAGACAUACGUGGACAUUGCAUCUAUCUCUGUCAUCCCAAAAACUACUGGAGGACAGGUUUAUUAUUAUUAUCCUUUCUCAGCGCUUUCUGAUCCUGCAAAGCUUUACAAUGAUCUUAGAUGGAAUGUCACAAGGCCUCAAGGAUUUGAGGCAGUGAUGCGUGUGAGAUGCAGCCAGGGUAUUCAAGUUCAACAAUACUAUGGAAACUUUUGUAAGCGGAUUCCAACUGAUGUUGAUCUACCUGGGAUUGAUUGUGAUAAAACUAUAAUGGUGACAUUGAAACAUGAUGACAAGUUGCAGGAUGGCUCAGAGUGUGCCUUUCAGUGUGCCCUUCUCUACACUACGGUGUAUGGCCAAAGAAGAAUUCGUGUUACAACUUUAUCACUACCAUGCACAAAUAAUUUAAGUAAUUUGUUCCGCAUGGCUGACUUGGACACUCAAUUUGUAUGCUUCUUAAAGCAAG